Molecule: messenger RNA, 1118 nt
Organism: Mauremys mutica (yellowpond turtle)
Lineage: Eukaryota; Metazoa; Chordata; Testudines; Geoemydidae
Product: zinc finger protein 154-like
Exons: 1
Biological process (GO): regulation of transcription by RNA polymerase II
Molecular function (GO): RNA polymerase II cis-regulatory region sequence-specific DNA binding; DNA-binding transcription factor activity, RNA polymerase II-specific
Source: RefSeq, a predicted model, not a curated record
AAAACCUUCACUAGCAGCUCAAGCCUUUCUAAACAUCAGAGAAUCCACACGGGGAACAGGCCCUAUGAAUGCUGUGAGUGUGGGAAAACCUUCACUAGCAGCUCAAACCUUUCUCAACAUCAGAGAAUCCACACAGGGGAGAGGCCCUAUGAAUGCCAUGAGUGUGGAAAAAGCUUCUCUAUCAGCUCAGCCCUUUCUCAACAUCAGAGAAUCCACACAGGGGAGAGGCCCUUUGAAUGCAGUGAGUGUGGGAAAACCUUCACUUACAGAUCACAUCUUGUUGUUCAUAAGAGACUCCACACAGGGGAGAGGCCCUAUGAAUGCAGUGAGUGUGGGAAAAGCUUCACUCGCAGCUCAAACCUUACUGGGCAUCAGAGAAUCCACACAGGAGAGAGGCCCUAUGUAUGCAGUGAGUGUGGGAAAACCUUCAGUCACAGAUCAUACCUUCUUACCCAUCUCAGAAUCCACACAGGAGAGAGGCCCUAUGUAUGCAGUGAUUGUGGAAAAAACUUCAUUCACCGCCAGCAGCUUAAUUGCCAUCAGAGAAUCCACACAGGUAUGCGACCCAAUGGAAGCAGUGAGUGUGGGAAAACCUUGUCUUGCCACUGAGCCCAUGUGAGUCAUCAGAGAAUCUGCAAGGGGGAUCAAUACCAUAAAAACCUCUAGGGCUAUCACUACUUUAAUACUUUCCUGAUUCCCACUUUUACAAGCCGUUUGAAGCACCGAUAUCCCUCAGCUUGUCCAGAUGAGUGAGUGGCCCAUUUUUGCAUUUUGCAGUUUGACCUCUUUGAGGUGGACUCAUUUGUCCUUUCUAUCAACUCCAUUCUCCCAUGAGUAAUUCUAGUGUGCCCUUCCUAUCAGGAACCAGGGAGCGUCACAUUUAUGCCAUUCCUCCUAUUGCAAAGUUAUUGUUAGAGUCACCGGUGUUACAGAUUGUAUCAUUGCCACUUGUUCUCGUGUUGUGCUGAAGAGCAGUUAUAAUGGGAACUUUUCAUAUGACAUUUAAAUGAAGAGGAGCAGGGGCAGGAAAAAAGUGUCAUUUCAGCCUCUGUGACACUGGAAGGAGAUGUAAAAAGUGACAGAGAGCCCUGUGGUACCUUAUAGACUAAAAUACGUAU